Messenger RNA from Rangifer tarandus platyrhynchus (Svalbard reindeer), 579 nucleotides. The record is from the annotation of a GenBank genome assembly. Lineage: Eukaryota; Metazoa; Chordata; Mammalia; Artiodactyla; Cervidae.
AUGAACAAACGGAACUAUAUGAACACUUCGGUGCAAGAGCCCCCUCUUGACUACUCCUUCCGAAGCAUCCACGUGACCCAAGAUCUGUUAAGCGAGGAGCCCCGGACAGGGCUACGACCAGUAAGGCACGCGAAGUCGGGGAAGUCAAUGACCCAGUCCCUGUGGUUAAACAACAAUGUCCUCACUGACCUGAGAGACUUCAACCAUGCGGUUUCACAGCUCCUGGAGCAUCCAGAGAACCUGGCCUGGAUCGACCUGUCCUUCAAUGACCUGACUUCCAUUGAUCCUGUCCUGACAACUUUCUUCAACCUGAGUGUCCUCUAUCUCCAUGGCAACAGCAUCCAGCGCCUUGGAGAAGUGAACAAGCUGGCUGUCCUCCCUCGGCUCCGGAGCCUGACCCUGCACGGGAACCCCAUUGAAGAGGAGAAGGGGUAUAGGCAAUAUGUGCUGUGCACCCUGCCCCAUAUCACCACGUUCGACUUCAGUGGGGUCACCAAAGCAGACCGCACAACGGCUGAAGUGUGGAAACGCAUGAACAUCAAACCAAAGAAGGUCCGGAUCAAGCACAACGCACUCUGA